GCCAAUCAGGGAGCGGCAAGAUGGCGGCGCAAAUCGGCAGGCGGCUUGACCCCGAGCGGCUGCUGUACUUCGGGAACAUGGCAAGGUUUUUUCUGCAAGACCAUCCCCUCAGAAUAGUUGACAGAAGAGUGUAUUUAUUUAACUCUACCAAGAUAGGUCACAUUCUUGGGCCUAUACUGUGCAGUCACUACUCAUCCAGUGCAUGCACCAACCACAAGUACACGCCACGGAGAGCUGUGCUGUACGUGCCUGGCAACGAUGAAAGGAAACUCCAGAAGAUCCCCAAUCUUCAUGUAGAUUGUGCUGUGCUGGACUGUGAAGAUGGAGUAGCAUUAAACAAAAAGGACGAGGCGAGGCAGACAAUUGCAAAGAUGCUGAGUCAUUUUCCCGUGGCCCGCACGGACCUGUGUGUUCGGAUCAACUCUGUCUCGAGUGGCCUUGCCGAGCUCGACAUGGAAGCCAUCUUACCCUCUAAAGACCGCCCUCCGACCUUGAUGCUCCCCAAAGUUGAAAACACCGAAGAAAUAAAAUGGUUUGCAGACAGAUUUGUAAAAUACUCAAAGGGCCGGGCAGCAAAGGAGCAAAUGAAUCUCAUCACUUUUGUGGAGACUGCAAUGGGUUUGCUGAAUUUGAAGGAUGUAUGUGAAGAAGCACAACGCCUAGGAACAUCUGCUGGUUUCCAGCUUGAUGGAGUGGUAUUUGGAUCAGAUGAUUUCUGUGCCAGUAUAGGUGCCACACGAACAGAAGAUGCUCGGGAGCUUCUGUACGCAAGGCAGAAGGUUGUUGUAACAGCAAAGGCAUUUGGCCUGCAAGCCAUAGACCUGGUUUAUAUUAACUAUAAGGAUGAUAAGGGCCUAAGUGUGCAAUCGAGAGAGGGUGCCCUGAUGGGAUUCACAGGUAAACAAGUGAUCCACCCCAAUCAGAUUCCAAUUGUGCAAGAAGCCUUUUCUCCAAGUCUCGAGAACGUGAAAUGGGCUUGUGAACUGAUUGAGGCAUUUGAAGAACAUCAAAAACUGGGAAAGGGAGCCUUUGUUUUACACGGAAAUAUGAUCGACAUGCCUUCUCUGAGACAAGCACAAAACAUCGUCACACUGGCCACAGCCAUCAAGGACAUGUGAAAGCUCAAAGAAAUGUGUUUGUGCCAUAGAUCACUGAUGGAUGCAAUGGGGCAGAAGAGAACAGAGAGUGAGAGAGAGAAACUGAAAUGUGUGAAAUAUUAUGGAGGUCACUGGAACACUGAUUAUAUUUUAACAAUAUGCUAAAUGAAGGCCUAUACUAUUGUGAAUUAAAAUAAACAUAUUUAAUCUUUCUGGUGCUGUCAUCAUAUGAGAUUGUUUGGAGCUGGCAUUCCUACUGAGCAUGGAACUAAACCCCAGUUUCUUCGUACUGUACUGUUCGGGUUAAUGAAAUUGACGAUGCCUUAGUAAUUUUUGCAGAUGUAGCGAUUAGAAUGAGAGUGCUGCAGAACUUCUGUGGACGUCUGUUCGUUUCUGCAUCUGACUUCAGAUCACUACUUCUGAUCAGAUGUGUCAGCUGGUUACUAGCCUGGGAUGCAAGGUUGUUUGACUACAGGUUUUCCCAUCUUUUAGUUGGAUGAUACAAACAUGAUAAUUGGAUAUAUAAACAUUACAAAGAGCCAGAUUGGCAAUACUCUGAAUUAAAAAUGUAUUUCUUAGCGUUGGGAGCUUCAGGAAGUUAAAGGCUUACAGAAUUAUUGUUUUUAAUAUACUUGACCCUGCCUCUGAGCCAUCACAUGAGCCAUUGCUGCAUCUAUACAUAGAAAUUGUAAAUGUACUUUCAUAUUCCUUAAAAUAUGUUUAAA
This is a messenger RNA of Amblyraja radiata (thorny skate), 1822 nucleotides long. It is a transcript of the gene clybl, whose product is annotated as citrate lyase beta like. The record is from RefSeq and is a predicted model, not a curated record. NCBI's taxonomy places the organism in Eukaryota, Metazoa, Chordata, Chondrichthyes, Rajiformes, Rajidae. The transcript is spliced from 9 exons. Gene Ontology annotation, biological process: regulation of cobalamin catabolic process. Gene Ontology annotation, molecular function: (S)-citramalyl-CoA lyase activity. Bases 21 to 1118 code for a protein of 365 amino acids.